Messenger RNA from Nerophis lumbriciformis (worm pipefish), 1698 nucleotides. The record is from RefSeq and is a predicted model, not a curated record. NCBI's taxonomy places the organism in Eukaryota, Metazoa, Chordata, Actinopteri, Syngnathiformes, Syngnathidae.
AUGGCUCCGGUGCCGCUGCGUUAUUUCUGCCUGGGCUGCGCGGUGACGUCGGCCGCCUGGUCGCUGCUCCUCUUCCUGUAUUUCUCGGCCACGGCCGAGCCGGGCCUGGGCAGGACCCCCGUGGGCCCGCCCCGUCGGAUCCGGACCCCGGGACGUUCGGCGGAAAUGGGCAUGAUCUUCGACGAGGCGGACCGGGAGCUGCGAGACGCCGGCUACCGUCAACACGCCUUCAACGUGCUGAUCUCCAAGCGCAUCGGUCCUCACCGGCAGCUGCCCGACACCAGGGACCGGAGGUGCGGCGACGAGGCCUACCCGGAGGAGCUCCCGUCCGCCAGCGUGGUCAUCUGCUUCUUCAACGAGGCCAUCUCCGCCCUCACCAGGACCGUUCACAGCGUCUUGGAGCGGACCCCCGCUCGCCUGCUCCGCGAGAUCAUCCUGGUGGACGACCGCAGCGAGCUGGCGGAGCUGAAGGACGAGCUGGACCGCUACGUCAGAGAGCGGCUGCCCGGGAACGUCAAGUUGAUCCGGAACCAAAAGAGGGAAGGGCUCAUUCGAGGACGCAUGAUCGGAGCCGAACGCGCCGACGGCGAGGUUCUGGUCUUCCUAGACAGCCACUGCGAGGUCAACCAGGCGUGGCUGCAGCCCCUGUUGGCGGCCGUGCGCGCCGAUCGCCGGACGGUGGUCUGUCCCGUCAUAGACAUCAUUUCCGCCGACACGCUGGCCUACUCGCCCUCCCCGGUGGUCCGCGGCGGCUUCAACUGGGGGUUGCACUUCAAGUGGGACCCCGUGCCCGCCGACCAGCUGGCCGGACCCCGGGGCGCCGUCGCCCCCAUCAGGUCUCCCACCAUGGCGGGCGGUCUCUUCGCCAUAGACAGAAAGUACUUUGCGGAGCUGGGGACGUACGACGCCGGCAUGGACAUCUGGGGCGGCGAGAACCUGGAGAUCUCCUUCAGGAUUUGGAUGUGCGGCGGGCAGCUGCUGAUCAUCCCGUGUUCCCGCGUGGGUCACAUCUUUCGCAAAAGGCGCCCUUACGGCUCACCGGGGGGCCAAGACACCAUGGCCCGUAAUUCCCUGCGCCUCGCUCACGUCUGGAUGGACGAUUACAAGGAGCGCUUCUUGUCCCUGCGGCCCGAGCUGCGCCGGCGCGACUUUGGCGACGUCGGCGAGCGUUUGGCGCUGAGGGAACGUCUGCGCUGUCGCUCCUUCCGCUGGUACCUGGACAACGUGUACCCCGAAAUGGACAGUAAGCCGCGGGCGCCGGCCUUGCCGGCCGACAAGAAGGCAACGCGACCCCGGGUGCUGUCCCGAGGCCGGCUACGGAACGCGGCCGUCGGGCGGUGUUUGGCGGCGCGGACGCGAGCCGGCCUGAAGGGCGGCGCCGUGGCGCUCGGGCCCUGCGACCCCGCCGACCCCGAACAGGAGUGGACGUACGACGAGGAAGGUCAGCUGAUCCUGGCCGGCCUGCUCUGUCUGGACGUGUCCGAGGUCCGGACUUCGGACCCUCCCAGGCUCAUGAAGUGUCACGGCUCGGGGGGCUCGCAGCAAUGGGACUUGGGGAAGUCGGCGCGCGUCUACCAGGUGUCGGUGGGUCAGUGUCUGUCGGCCGCGCGGACGCCGAGCGAGGAGGGUCACGUGGCGGUGGCCAUAUGCGACGCCUCCGAGCCGCAACGCUGGGAGCUGCUGGAGGGCGGGGCGUGA